Molecule: messenger RNA, 588 nt
Organism: Aspergillus uvarum CBS 121591
Lineage: Eukaryota; Fungi; Ascomycota; Eurotiomycetes; Eurotiales; Aspergillaceae
Exons: 1
Coding region: 197-520 (107 amino acids)
Source: RefSeq, a predicted model, not a curated record
GGGAACACCACGAGUGACUUCCACUACUUGACACAGCAAAGCCCCCCUCGUCUGACUAAAGCUCUAUCGAACCUCAUUGGCUUCUUGCUGCCCUUGGGCCCCCUUUCACCACUUGAUCUUCUGUGAUAAUCGCAUCCUCUCACGGUCUUUCUCUGACGCUCUCCACAUCUACCUCUGGAUAGCAAGUCGGCCCGCCAUGCCACCCAAGGGCCUUUACCACCAGACUGCGCUCCCCGAAGCACGCGGGCUGAAGUAUGACGAGUCCGAUAUGGCUCUAUUCCACGCCAAACUCUCCUACCACUCCACCAUCGAAGCCCGCAUGGCAUCCAAGGACUCCAAUCUAGCAUCGAUCUCGGAUGCCCAGGCGCGGAUCCUCAAGCGCUGGGAGAUGUUAAAGCAGGUGGAGAAGGAGAUGGCAGAUAAGGGCAAGUCUCUGUCACCCGCAGAAAGAAAGCAGCUCGCCCAAUACGAGUGGCGGUAUAAACGACUGGAGGAGGUGGCGACCCAGAGCACUAGCUGAAUUGGAAAAAAAAAAAAACAAAGAAAAGGAACGAGAAGAGAAAAACAAACACAUAUGACAUCGUCGAA